Molecule: messenger RNA, 894 nt
Organism: Tripterygium wilfordii
Lineage: Eukaryota; Viridiplantae; Streptophyta; Magnoliopsida; Celastrales; Celastraceae
Product: calmodulin-like protein 3
Exons: 1
Coding region: 65-670 (201 amino acids)
Molecular function (GO): calcium ion binding
Source: RefSeq, a predicted model, not a curated record
UUUGGCUCUGAACUUCUGUCAGCCAAAUUAACAAACACCUUCCGCGCACUCUUUUCUCUCUCAAAUGCCAAGCAUUCUACUGAGGAUUUUUCUUCUCUAUAACCUUAUUAAUUCCUUCCUCCUCACUCUUGUUCCCAAGAAGUUCAGAGUCUUCUUACCCACUUCUUGGUACCCACAACAAAUCAACAGUCCGCAAUUGUUGCCAGCCCAGAAAAGAAUGGAGAUGACAGAGUUGAAGAGGGUGUUUCAAAUGUUCGAUCGCAACGGCGAUGGGCGUAUAACGAAGAAGGAACUAAAUGAAUCAUUGGAGAACAUGGGCAUCUUUAUCCCGGACAAGGAGCUAGCCCAGAUGAUCGAAAAGAUCGAUGUUAAUGGAGAUGGGUGUGUGGAUAUUGAGGAGUUUGGGGUGUUGUACCAGUCAAUCAUGGAUGAGAGGGAUCACGAAGAGGACAUGAUGGAGGCAUUCAAUGUGUUUGAUCAAAAUGGAGAUGGGUUUAUUACAGUUGAUGAAUUGAGGUCUGUGUUGGGAUCUCUUGGGCUUAAGCAAGGGAAGUGUGUAGAGAAUUGCAAGAAGAUGAUAAUGAAAGUUGAUGUGGAUGGAGAUGGAAUGGUUAACUAUAAGGAGUUCAAGCAAAUGAUGAAAGCAGGUGAUUUCAGUGCUAUGUCUUGAGAAAGUCUCAAGGGUUUUGUACAUAAGUCUAGAAUUUUUUUGACUUGUUUUUUUGAGUUUAUGUACUUUUUGACAUCUUUUAAGAUUGUUUUUUUCUGAACAUUUUGGUUUUGUUUAUGAUUUAUUGCUAGAGAUGAAUCCUAGCAGAGCGAGAGCCAUUCUUGUGUAAGAACUUUUCUAAAGGCAAUGUCUUGUUUAUGGAUUAUCAUGUCCCAAAUUUGCAA